Thunnus maccoyii (southern bluefin tuna) is the source of this 2305-nucleotide messenger RNA. RefSeq names its product leucine-rich repeat-containing protein 15. Gene Ontology annotation, molecular function: protein binding. Bases 134 to 2305 code for a protein of 723 amino acids. Gene Ontology annotation, cellular component: extracellular matrix. Lineage: Eukaryota; Metazoa; Chordata; Actinopteri; Scombriformes; Scombridae. The record is from RefSeq and is a predicted model, not a curated record. The transcript is spliced from 2 exons.
UGCAACAUACUACAGGCCUGCUGACCAACAUUGAUAUAGAAGAUAACUAAUGAGACUGCGCUUGUUUAUGUUUCCUCACUGCUGUAACAACCUUCUGCUUCAUCCUGGGACAGGAAAUAAUCAGUGAGUAAACAUGAGAAGAGGAGAAAUCAUCAUUCUUUUUAUGUCUUUACUAUUUGACUCUGCAUUGACUCAAAACAACUGUGAAAAGGAGGGAUCCUGUGAGAACCAACUUGUUUUGGGUGCAGAUAUAACAGAAAUUCCACGCGAUCUGAGAGCAGAUGUGACAGAGGUUUUCUUUGUGGAAAGCAACAUCAAAACAAUCCCCAAAGAUGCCUUUGUUGGAAACUCCCAGCUAGAGAAGGUGGAAUUCAUUAACACUAAAACAGAAUUUAUUGAACCAGGUGCCUUUGAAGGUCUGGUAAACGUCAAGCAUAUUGAGAUCUCCAGCAAUCCAUUAACUUCAAUACCAGUGGGGGUCUUUAAAGACCUCAGCAACCUGGAGAGACUUAUACUAAAGCUCAACAACCUCCGUAAUCUUGAAAAUGGCAUGUUUGAGGACCUUAAAAAUUUAAGUGAGCUCCAGUUACAUGGGAACCAGAUUGACUCAAUUGAAGAUGGGACUUUUGAUGGUCUUGAGAAUCUUGAACUCCUCCAUUUAGCUAAAAACAAUCUCUCAGCUGUAUCCGUUGACUGGUUCUCAAACCUAAACAAACUGGCAAUACUACGGCUUUACGAAAAUCAACUGUCCUCCAUUCCAGAGGACAUUUUUCAGAAUUUGCCAAACUUGAAGGAAAUUGCCUUGAAUACGAACAAAAUAACAGAAUUAUCACCAAAUCAAUUCCCACAUAAAGACAAACUGACUAAGCUGCUUUUGGACAAUAACCUUCUGACUGGUUUACCUCCAGAAUUUUUUGUUGGCUUCCCACAGCUUAAAUCGCUGACCCUACAUAGGAAUGAACUGAGUAGUCUACCACCAGUGCUUUUUGGAGAAAUGCCUAAAUUGACUGACCUUAGCCUUAGUCAAAACAGUCUUAGCAUUCUUCCUGAGGGAAUAUUCAGCCCUCUGAAGAAACUGAAGAAGCUAGAUCUGUCUAAAAAUCACUUUGUCACUUUGUCUGCCGAGCACUUUGAGGGCCCUGAGAAGCUCCUAGUGCUGAAUCUCCUGAACAACACGAUAAAGUCACUGGAUGGAGAUGUGUUUGAAAAGCUACAAUCACUGACGACACUAGAUCUACGUCACAACAACCUCCAGACACUUCCUGGAGAUAUUUUUGAGCCAUUAGGGAAACUCAGAAAGCUUUACCUCAGUGACAACCCUUGGCGCUGUGACUGUAAUCUGAUAGAUUUUUACCACUGGAUAAAGGCAAACUCACCCAAGAUUGAAUUAAAAUAUCCUGUGGUUUGUGAGUAUCCAGAUGAUCUAAAAGGACAGGAAAUCAAAUCAUUAACAGAGGAUCAAUUUAUUUGCCCCACCACAACUCCCACAACCACCACAACACUCCCAACUACAGAACCAACAACCACCAUCCUUACUACUACAAAACCUCCUCCUACAACACCAACUACCACUUUGCCAACCACCACUACACCUCCCACAACCACCACACCCACCACUACAUCUUUCACAAUCACCACACCCACCACCACACUUCCCACAACCACCACAUCCACCACUACACUUCCCACAACCACCACAUCCACCACUACACUCCCAACAACAGAAUCAACACCAACAACCAUUACUCUGACAACAACCACACCCACAACAGCUGUAGCCACUACACUCACAACCAUUUUAACAACGUCACCUACCACCUCUGUGAGAACAACUGCACAAACAACCACUACAACAACGGCUACAACCACAACAAUUAGAACAACUACACCCACAACUGCUAUGACAACAAUCCCACCCACAACCACGAUACCAACAAGUACACCCACAACCACCAUCCUCAGGACUACCCAACCAACCACCACCUGCAGAACGACACCCACUCCACUGACCACUCCGGUGAUCUUCAAUUGCCCCAUGGAGCCAGCCACUAAGGAGCUAUCAAAUUCUUUUACAUAUCAGGACAGACCAAAACUUCAGCAGUGCAAAUCUCAGGCGAUGUUCUACAUCACACUGCUGGUGGUGGAGAUCACCUGCACACUGGUGCUGGCGAAGUUCACCCUUUCUCUUUACUACCUGCUGCAGCAACGGGAGAGGAUGUACAACAGGGUCAAACUCACCCGCUUCUCCUACAGGAGAGAUGUAAUCCUUAGGCCUCUACGAGAGACAGAGACCCAAAGACUUUAA